AUGGAAUUUCAGCAGCUUGGGUUACCCGACCCCUCUACCCGGUCUCGUCGACAGCCUGUUGACAGUGAUGCUGAGGAAAGUGAUCCUACGCCCGCCGAGUCCGAAGACAACGGGGAGACGGAAGAGUCCUCCAGUGGAAGAUCGUUGCUCGGCAGGGACCUUGAGAAGGCGCACCGUGCGGCGAAGCUAGAGGCAAGCCCUAAUAGCCUCCCCACACUGGUGACACGCGGGGCUAAUCAGAAUUGGCAGAUACACCCCGGUUGGGUUCAGAGGUUGAAGUGGGCUAGACUUCUACCUUUCGCUCGGUUGGUUGAUGCCACAAUGUCGGAGGUCAUCGGUGAGCGAGGAGGCACGCCGAUCAAGCGCCUUCAGUACGACCACUCCCUACUGACCAGCCUAGAGAGGUUCCCAAUUGGUCGACCAGACAUAGAUGCUGAACGCCCUUUCGAGGCAAACGGGUUCGAUGAUGCGGACCACAUCGACAUGCCUACAAGUCGUCUAAAUAAAACCGUGUCGGCGCACAGCCCCAGGCACCACUGGCGCCGGCACACUCCACGUCACUGCUUGCAGUUCGUCAUCCUGGAACCGCAGAUUUUUUUUUCUUCCACCAACCCCUCGAUCCACAGUGAAGUCACCUACUCGAUUCACCCAGCUUUUAAACACGAUCGCCGCCCCUCCCUCCAACCGCCGGCCGCCGUGACAUCGCUUGAUCACUUCCCCUACUGCCGCUGCCAGACGCGCGCACGGCGAGAGGUGCCGCCGGCUGUCUGUAUGGAGCCGCCACCGCCGCAGCAGGAGCAGCAACUGCUACGAGUCCUGGACAGCGUCAAGCUCUCCCCGGCGGAGCAGCCUCCCGCGUCGUCGUCCCUGCCGCUGUCCGGCCUCGACGCCGACCGCAACAUGCUCGACGUCUCUUUCCGCACGGUCCGCUUCUUCCCUGCCCACCCGGUCUCCCUUGACCCGCUCGACGCCCUCCAGGACGCCUUCGCCGCCGCGCUCGCCCUCUUCCCGCAGCUCGCGGGCUCCCUCCGCGACGACGGCCGCCUCGUCUUCUCCGCAGCCGGCGACGAUGCCGUCACCCUCGUGCUCGCGGCGUCCGAGCUGUCGCUUGCCGACGUCGACGCGGACACGCCGGACGCGCCGCUGCUCGACCGCCUCGCGCCGCGCGACGGAGACGGCGGGCCGGCAGCGCUCGCGCUCCAGGCCACACGGUUCGCGUGCGGCGGCGUCGCGCUCGGGAUGCGGGUGGCGCACGCGCUCUGCGACGGCGCGGGGUCCACCAAGUUCCUCGCCGCCGCGGCACGCCUCGCGCGCGGGCAGCAGCCAGCGGUUGCGCCGGUGUGGGAGCGGCGGGAGCUCCUCGGCCCCCGCAACCCGCCGCGGGUAGUGACGCCGUUCGACGCCGUCCUCGCGACUGACGACGACGUCGGGCAGCGCGGGCCGUACGGCCACGAACAGGAUCCUCUCGCGAGGGCGUGCUUCCAUGUCAGCGACGCGCGCGUGGAGACGCUCAGGGCGCGCCUCGCCGCCGACGCCGGAGUCAGGCUCACGACUUUCGAGGUACUCGCCGCCUUCAUCUGGCGCGCCAGGGUGAAGGCCAACCAAACACCCCCCGACGAGACCGUGAAGAUGGUGUACUCCAUGAACAUCGGCGGGCUCCUGGACCCGCCGCUCCCGGAGGGGUACUGGGGCAACGUGUGCGUGCCGGUGUACGUGGCCCUCGCCGCCGGCGACCUCGUCGGCCAGCCGCUAGCGGAGACGGUCUCCCUGGUCAAGAAGAGCAAGCUGGGCGUGGACGAGGAGUACGUGCGGUCCUACAUCGACUUCCAGGAGCUGCACCGCGGGGAGGGCGUCACGGCGGGGCGGCGCGGCGUGAGCGCCUUCACGGACUGGCGGCGGCUGGGCCACUCGGAGGUGGACUUCGGGUGGGGCGGCCCGGACGCCGUGCUGCCGCUCUCGUGGCGGCUGCUCGGCAGCGUGGAGCCGUGCUUCCUGCUGCCGUACGGUGCCACCGACGAGCGGCGGCGGCGCGGGUUCAAGGUGUUCGUCGCCGUGCGGGAGGAGGCGGUGCUCCGGUUUAAAGAGGAAAUGGAAGAGAUACUGUUGCAGCCUGAGCACAGUGACUGCAUUUCAGUUGGAAAACUGUAAAAUUGGGGCAUUAUUACAAAUUCGUCAAGAAUUUCUAUUUAGCCAA
Messenger RNA from Lolium rigidum, 2194 nucleotides. Its product is annotated as 3'-N-debenzoyl-2'-deoxytaxol N-benzoyltransferase-like. The record is from RefSeq and is a predicted model, not a curated record. The coding region runs from base 1 to 2148 and encodes 715 amino acids. Lineage: Eukaryota; Viridiplantae; Streptophyta; Magnoliopsida; Poales; Poaceae. The transcript is spliced from 5 exons.